AUGUCUACCACUUCCGCUCAGAACUCGCCAUGUAGAGAUGAAAUAGGAAGAGAGCAUGCCGUACAUCUCGAUUCUCAAGAUCCGCUCCGCCAUACUCGCGAGUUAUUUUUGAUUCCUACCCUUAACCAAGUCAAGGCUGAGACUAUCGAGCAGCUCGAUGGCCCAAGGUUUCAUGAUUCUUCGCCCGAGUCUGUCUAUUUGAGUGGGAACUCGCUCGGCCUGCAGCCCCGAAUCACCUCAAUUCGUCUACAGCAACACCUUCUGACCUGGGCUAGCCAAGGUGUCCAGGGCCACAUGAAGACGCUUCGAGGGUCCUCACUGCCGCAAUGGCUCGAUGCAGAUGUGUUUGCGGCAGAAAAGUUGGCGUUUAUCGUUGGCGCUCGGCCCAGCGAAGUGGCCAUCAUGGCCACGCUGUCGGCAAACCUUCACCUACUCAUGUCGGCCUUCUAUAAACCGGAUCGCAAUGGUCGCCACCGAAUCAUUAUUGAGAGCCAAGCAUUCCCAUCUGAUAAUUUUGUCGCCGAAUCCCAAAUACGCCAUCAUGACCUCGACCCUUCGACCUCUCUGCUGGUGAUUCAGCCACCACCUCAAGAAGACACAAUAUCAACCUCUCAAAUACUUUCGGUGAUUGAAGAGUAUGCAGCUUCGACAGCCAUACUCCUCUUGCCAGGAAUUCAGUACUAUACGGGCCAACUUCUCGAUAUCCCCACCAUCACUGCUGCCGCCAAUAAGGCGGGUAUUCUAACCAUCUGGGACCUGGCCCACGCCAUUGGGAAUGUGGAGCUGAAGCUUCAUGAAUGGAACGUUGACGCCGCAGUUUGGUGCAGUUACAAGUAUCUGAAUGCGGGCCCGGGCAGUAUUGGUGGUAUGUUUGUUCAUGAAAAGCACUACCAGGUCUCGUCAGAUAGCAUGGAGGAGGAAAAAUCAAGGCGAUUGUGUGGGUGGUGGGGUAGCCAGAAGGCUUCACGAUUUAUCAUGGAUAACCAAUUCGUGCCUAUUCCCGGUGCCGGUGGCUUUCAGUUGUCGAAUCCGUCUAUUCUGGAUAUCACUAGCCUGGCGGCAUCUUUGGAGAUAUUCCAAAUAGCUUGUCUCGGGAGGGAGGAGGACUCGAGCACAAGCACUGGAAUCCUGCCGCUGCGGAAUAAGUCUAUGAAAUUAACGCGAUUCCUAGAAGCCUGUCUGGAAAACCUGGUAUACUUCAAACUAGAAACAUUCAGAAUCAUAACCCCGGCCGACCCACAACAGCGUGGUGCGCAACUCAGCCUGAGACUGGAGCCUGGCUUAUCGAGUUCUAUUAUGGCAGAGCUUAGUGAUCUAGGAGUUAUCAUUGAUGAGCGGAAACCAGACGUCCUCCGCGUUACACCCGUGCCGCUCUACAAUACUUUCCUCGACUGCUGGCUCUUUGUCGAGGCCUUCGAAUCCGCUAUAGCGACGGCGCUACUUAAAAAGGACCUUCCGUCUAACCCGCCAACGCCGCAUACGCAAGGACCUUGA
Molecule: messenger RNA, 1494 nt
Organism: Blumeria graminis f. sp. triticale
Lineage: Eukaryota; Fungi; Ascomycota; Leotiomycetes; Helotiales; Erysiphaceae
Source: the annotation of a GenBank genome assembly